Messenger RNA from Penicillium odoratum, 1785 nucleotides. RefSeq names its product MFS-type transporter sphD. The transcript has a single exon. The coding region runs from base 1 to 1785 and encodes 594 amino acids. Gene Ontology annotation, biological process: transmembrane transport. NCBI's taxonomy places the organism in Eukaryota, Fungi, Ascomycota, Eurotiomycetes, Eurotiales, Aspergillaceae. Gene Ontology annotation, molecular function: transmembrane transporter activity. The record is from RefSeq and is a predicted model, not a curated record.
AUGUCUUCACAAUCAGAGACCGCAUCGCAAAAUACGAACAAAGAUUUGGACCAGCCGUCUGCAAGUGAUACUAAAAUUGGAUCUCAAUCUCAGUCAGAAUACGACUGUACGGAGAAAAAAGAUGUACCAAGCGCAUCAGCACCGAGCAAUCCCGAUCCCGAGGCGGAACAACAACAGUGCCGUAAGAGAAAGCCUCUAUCAUUCUUCCUUGCAUUUAUAGCUCUGCUGUUGAUGGUCUUUUUGGUCUCCUUGGAUUCCACAACGUUGGCGGUUGCCAUCCCCGUAAAUAUACCCACUUGCCGCGAUCCUUCCACAAAUCAGCUCACAUAUCUGUUCUCGCUCAAUAGGCUCACCAGCGAUCUUUCGGGUACCACUUUAACGGCGUUUUGGGCCAACAUAUCCUUCACGGUAGCCGUCGUGGUCAUUCAGCCAAUUUAUAUCAGUUUUUCCGAUAUCUUCGGCCGCAAGAUCCCUCUUUAUAGGGCGUUCACACUCUUUGCUAUUGGAUCGAUCGUGUUUUCAGUUGCACACAGUAUGGCAGUUCUCAUUGUGGGGCGCGUGCUGCAAGGCCUGGGCGGAGGCGGGCUCGACGUCCUUACCGAGGUCAUUGUCGCCGAUAUCACUACUCUACAAGAAAGAGCCAUUUACAUCGGUUUGCUUUCCCUACCAAUGGCCGCAGGAUGCAUCGCGGGUCCUAUUCUCGGUGCAGUCUUCAGUGAGUAUGUCACGUGGCGAUGGAUUGGCUGGAUCAAUCUACCUGUGAUUGGUGUCGCCUUUUUCUUGGCUUUCUUCUUUGUGCGUCUGAAGCCUAUCGAUCAGUCUCUUCGCUCCCAGCUUAGUCGUAUAGACUGGUUUGGAAUGCUGCUCUUUACGGCUGGUAGUAUUCUUUUCGCCCUACCACUGAGUUGGGCAGGAAAUAUGUAUCCCUGGGGCUCGUGGCGAACGAUUGUUCCUCUCAUUAUCGGUAUAUUUAUAUUGGUGGGAUUUGCAUUUUACGAAGCCUAUCCAGCUGACGCGAUGUUCCCCUACCGUAUCUUCCGCUCUCGAACGGCACAAAUGACCCUACUCGGAAGCUCUACCCAUGGCUUCGUUCUUUAUACGCUACUUCAAUAUCUUUCCUUUUUUUCCCAAGCAGCCUAUCUCGAGACACCACUUAAAUCUUCCAUUUCAAUCCUAUUAUUCUGCUGUGUGGUCUAUGUCUUUACAGGGAUCGCUGCCUUUGCUGUUGACGUUCUUCGAAGAUAUAAGUGGGAAAUUUGGGCUGGAUGGGUAUUUCUGGCUGUUGGCUGUGGCAUUUUCUCGCCAUGGGACCAAUCCUCUUCAGUAGCCAAGACUGCUGGUUUCCAGGUGAUUGCAGGGAUUGGCAUUGGUACAAUAUUUAGCGUCCCUCCAAUCCCAAUGCAAGCCAGUGCUGCAGCCGAAGAUCAAGGUCUUGCGAGGGGAAUUAUGGUCGGAUUUCGGCUAUCUGGGUCUCUCAUUGGUCUUGCGGUGGGUGGGACUACAUUCAGCAGCGUAUUCGCUAAGGGAAUCGACGGUAUUGCAUUGCCUGCUUCUGUGGCAUUAUUAGCAGAUCCCAGCGAGGCCGUAGGCUUUAUUCCCCAUCUGCGAACUGUCGACAUCCCCCCUGCUCUGCGGGUCCUCAUCAAAGAGGCAUACAAGAAUGCCAUGCAGACUAUUUGGUAUGAAAUGGCAGCGUUCGGAGCUUUGGGAUUUUUGAGCUCUCUAUUCAUUGAAGAGUUGACGAUGGAGACAGAAGAGAUGGGUCGCCAACAUUAUGAACAUUAA